Molecule: messenger RNA, 2734 nt
Organism: Apis florea (little honeybee)
Lineage: Eukaryota; Metazoa; Arthropoda; Insecta; Hymenoptera; Apidae
Gene: FucTC
Product: alpha-(1,3)-fucosyltransferase C
Cellular component (GO): membrane
Molecular function (GO): fucosyltransferase activity
Source: RefSeq, a predicted model, not a curated record
AAAUUCAACGCGUGUUCGAAAAAUAAGGGAAGAAUAGUUGGUGUUGGAUGACGGUGGUGCAAGAGGCUGGUAGCUGCAACUCUACGCGGAAAUUUGUGAGAUUUUCGGUGUAAAGUAAACUUGUUCGCGAGGGAGGAGGACAAAUUCCUCGAUCACGAGACACACGCGCGUGCCCUACAUUUCCCAUCCACGUUGGCGGGGCGAUAGUGGACCAUCAAUCACGAGUUUUAUCGGCCUUUCCAUCCUUCGAGCCUUCACGGGAAACGGAGCCAUCCUUUUUUGCAUUCGACGCGCGAUACAAUCGCGUCUUGAUGGACUAAAAUCCUCCACGGAUAGGCGAAUGUUCGAACCCUCCGCCAGCUUUCUGCGAUAAUAAACGCGCGUAAUCUGAAAUUUUCGCCACGUUUAAAGCAACGGGCGAAAGAGGAAGAGAGAGAGAGAGAGAGAGAGAAAGAAAAGAUUCGAUUUCCGUUGACACGGUAUAUGCAGAAUUUUCGCGCGUGUGUGCCUCGAAGGGAAGGGAAAGUUCGAUCUUUCUUUCCGUAACUUUUAAUCGAACGAAACUCGAUAUGUAAUCUCGUAUCCAUCCAUCCCCUCUUUCUUCCCUCUUUGCGCGUCAUUUCUUUUUCUUUUUUUCCCCUUUUUUCUUUUCACUCUGUUGCGCGGCGUCAAAGCGGAACACGCGAAAGGAAAAGAGAGAAAAGGUGGGCACAAAUAGAGAGACGGGUUGUCGUUUUGUUCGUUUCCUUUAUCGUUUAGUAGCCACUGGGUAAUUGUGUUUUUUAUCUACCUGUCAGUUGCAUAUCUACUGGAAGCAGGAAAUUUAAUACGUAAAUGAAGAAGGGAGCGAGAGAGAGAGAGAGAGAGAGAGAGAAAAGAAGAGAGAAAGAUAAAUAAAUAAAAUGCAUAGUCAAGUUUCUUCGAAUCGUGGGAAUAAAUGCAGGGGGGGAAUAGUUCGUUUUUAUCCGUAAAUUGGCCGACUCGAAGAGAAAUCGAUGGCCCGCUCGGUUCGUUGAAUCAUUGAUCGCCAAUAACUAUAUAACGUUCGAAUAAUUUAUGCCGUCGGUUGGUUUUUGGAAUCGAAUGAAAUAUUUAGAGUCUCAUGAUCGUUGCGGUGUAACGAAAUAGCCGGGGCCCAUUCGGUAAACCGCCGUUACAAACGUUUCCAUAUUUCCACGCUGGCGAUCAUCGGUUCCAUCCGCCUUCCAACCGUUCGUGAGAAUCUUUCACGCAUCGAGCGAAACCCACCCUUUGAAACAUUUCAUUUCCUCCUGUUCUGUCCGAUCAAUCCCAUCCAUCCUGUUCACUGUCACCAACAAUUUAACUCGUCGACGGACGCCGACAAACGUCAAACGUCGAGUGGGCAAUUAAGAUGACGGAAUCGUGAGAAGGAAUCGUUUAUUCGAGAUAUAAAGAAAUCGGUGAAAGAGGAAAGUCGAUCUUUCCGUUCGAUGAGAAUAAGAAAAAAAGGGAAACGAGGAGGAAAGAAAAGCCGAAGAGGAUGAGAUUAUGGAUACUGGAAAGGAACAGUUUGAUCGUCCUCGCGAUCUUCACGUUCACCCUCCUGUCCGUCUAUUUCAACUGGAGGAUCGAUGAUAUCGUGCAUUUCAAACGGAUGAUCGCGGGGGACGCGCGGGUCACAAACACGACCAAGAAGAUCCUGUUCUGGAACACCAUGUUCAACGACGAGACGUUUUACAUGGGCAAAGGGGACAUAUUCGCCGAUUGCCCCGUGAACGACUGUUACGCGACCCACGACAGAAGUUACGCGAAUCUCACGGAAUUUGACGCGGUCCUGUUCCACGGGAACGAGCUGAAACUCGCCGAUCUGCCCAAGCGCAGGAGCCCGCGCCAGUGGUACGUUUUCGUGAAUCUCGAAAGCCCGGCCAAUAGGCCGCUGUCCGACCAUUUUUACGAGGAUUUCUUUAACGCCACGAUGACGUACAGAUUGGACAGCGAUAUUGUGUGGACUUACGGGAUCGUGAAGGACGUCCAUACCGGGCAAACUGUGGCGCCUAGCAGGGACGCGCGUUGGGAAGCGUUCUAUGAUCGACCAGCAGGUGAGCAGCCGCACAGCCGCGAGGAUGCAUCUUCAUUCUCGAAGAUGUUUCGAAGGAAGGUGAAACCUAUAAUCUGGUUCGUGAGCAACUGUGAGGCAAAAAGCGGUCGGCAGGAGUACGUGGACGAGCUGUCGAGGCACAUACCGAUCGACGUUUACGGGAAAUGCGGGACCAUGUAUUGCCCACUUAGCGUAGACUGUUUCAAGCAGGUCGUCGAACCCCACUAUUUUUUCUAUCUGUCGUUCGAGAAUUCGUUCUGCGACGAUUACGUAACCGAGAAGCUGUACAAUGCCCUCAGAUACAACGUGAUCCCAAUCGUGUACGGUGGCGCCAAUUACAGUCUCUUUGCCCCGCCACGAUCUUACAUAGACGUGCUCGACUUCAACUCUCCCAAGGAUUUGGCCGAAUACUUGAAGAAACUGAUCAAGAAUCCGCGAGAGUAUAAUAAAUAUUUCGCUUGGAAGAGGUAUUACAAAAUCGAUGGCGGCAUUCAACACGCUGCUUGCAAUCUUUGCGAGUUUCUCCACAAGAAGAAAGAGCCGCGAACGUACAAUUCAUUGUCUAAUUGGUACAGUCAGCAAAAAUGUCCUCUCCAGGAAUUUUUACGUUAUCACAGUUACCUUACAGGUUUCGUUUUGAAAGACUGACUACUUACUGAUAGUAUACACUUUUAU